ACGCCGAGCCGAAAAGUCGUGUUACGCCUCGCGUUCCGUCCUUUGCGCGUGUAGGAUUACGUUUGGUUUGGAGCCACCACGACCCCCUCCAGCCCUCCCCACACUAUUUUUUUUUUGUUUUUAUACGGGUAUACAUUUUUUUUAUUGUUGUUGCGUUGUUAGUGUUAUGUUUUGUUCGUCUCUCUCUCUCUCUGGAUGUGUGUAAUUUACUGAAGACGCGGAGUUUGCUAGUGUUUUAUCAAGUGUGUUCAAACGCCGCAGUAGGCUUAGCAGCGCACCACACAGACACGUGUGAAGGCUCCCCACAAUCAAGCGCGUGGCGCAUAAGCAGUAUUGGUCGCGAGCUACUUGGAUGUACACAGGGGAGCAGAGAUGGAAUGCGCCUCUUGUAUUCGAUACAGGAAUUAAUUAAACUUUGAAGAACCGGUGAAUUAACUUACUUAAUGUAUUUCGUCACGUGGAGCGGUGACACGAUAAGAAGACCUUCGCUCUGUGUCCGUGUGUUCUGGUAUUGGUGCAUGAAAGCGAUUGAUAAAAAGUGCCGAGGGAGCCUAUCGUAAAGAAGAGAAUUAUGUAAUUUUUAUUCUCCCGAUAUGAAGGCAUUCUUCUGAUAAUGGUACAAGUUGGUGGGUCACCACCAAGAUCCAAGAAAGAGAGAGAAACCGGGUUGAAUGAUAAUAGUGUGACACACAUUGCCUUAAAAAGUGCCAGCGUAUUUUUUUUUGUCUGUCCGCGAGAGGAGAAACUUGAAGAGGGCUUGACACACAUUCUGACACCGGCGAAGGAAUUCCGACCCCCAGGACUCAUCGCUUAUAUAUGCAUCAGAAAAGUAUUGGAAAUUGUUUAAAAGUCACUUGGCAUAUCGCACCCAGGCAAGCAGCUUACAACAAACAACGUCACUCAUAAAAGUGUGCUGCAGCCAUGGCGAUUAAGCCGCACCCGCCGCGACGCGAUUCCAAGUGUCUCGGGUCGAAAAGUGUCCGUGUGUGCGUUCAUUAAUCUUUUUUCAGCGGCUGGCGUAGUCAUCGCUGCCUGAAUGAACGGUUCACAGAUUGCUUGCGCGGUCAAUCAAUCGACACUAUCGAGCGAUGGCGCUUACAUAGUUCCCGUAUUUGUUCGGUUUAUCAGAAAAGAAAAUAAAAAUACAAAUUCUUUCGAAACGGAUAGAAAUAUGAUACAUUAAAAAUCCGUAGUAUAAGAGAAUAAGAGAAUAAAUAGUUCAUUCUUUGUUCGCGUUCAAAGAGGUGUGGUGAAGCAUCCCAGAGUUCAGUGCUACUGAUUUCCGCCCACAAGUGAAUAGCAAUCUCUGAAUGUGUGUGUGAGUGUGCACGGGGCUGCAAAUGCCAGAAGAUGCUCGUCGAAAUGUUGUAAAAAUAGCGAAUCUGAAGCGAUAUCUGAAGAGAGAGUCGUUCGAUAGAAUUAUUGGGUGCUGCGCUGAGGCGCAAACUUGCAAAAACCAAAGUGAAGAACCGGGUGCCGGGGUUCAGCAAUAAUGGUGGACGGAGUAGUGGCAGUGGUGCUGGCAGCGCUGUCCAUUUCCGCCGUAGUGUGCUUCAACUUUGAAACGCGACUUCCCAUCGUCAAGUAUGGAGCGACCAACACCUACUUUGGAUAUUCGGUAGCGUCCCAUACCGAAAAACUACGCAACGGUGACAAAAAUAGCUGGAUCCUCGUCGGUGCUCCCUUGGGUCAGAACCUGCAGCCUUCGUCCAAUCGAUCAGGAGCCUUGUUCAAAUGUCCAAUCACGCAAUUGAGCAACGAUUGCGAACAGCUUAAAACAGACGGUCGAAGAAAGCCUUCUGGUAUUUACGAAACUGACGACGAGGAGGAGGAUGAGCUUCUACCACCGACCAGUGAUGAGCUUAAAACCAAUCAAUGGUUAGGCGUCACAGUCAACUCCGGAGGAAAGGAAAAUAAAAUCUUCGUAUGCGCCCACCGAUACAUGAAAGUCCAAUCCAAGGGACAAUCGAAAGAGAGCGGUCUUCACCUGGGCCAAGGCCUGUGCUACGUGCUGAACAACGACUUUACGUUCGGAUUCGCGGUAGAAGUGUGUCUUGGCCGAUCAACUGAGCGUGAGCACGAACAGUACGCCUUUUGCCAGUCCGGAACGUCGGGCAUGAUUCUGGACGAUGGGACGGCCGUGAUCGGAACACCCGGGGUGAUGACCUGGAAGGGAACGGUGUUUGCGGUGGAGGUCGAUGGAGAGUUUUUGUCCAGAGAUAAGACGCAAUACUACGGGCCGCACGAUAAUGCGGACUCGCCGGUUCCGAACUACAGCUAUUUGGGUAUGGCCGUAACGGGAGGAAAGUUCUUUGGCGAUUACAUGUCCUACGCGGGAGGUGCACCGCGAGCCCGAGGCAACGGUCAGGUGAUCAUAUUUUCCAAUAAGAACAAGCGGAAUCCGAUCUUCAAAGAGCGUGAGCUGCGUGGAGAGCAGUUUGGCUCCAGCUUCGGUUACGUGCUGGCAACUGCCGACGUGAAUGGUGAUCAUGCCCCAGAUCUACUUGUAUCGGCGCCAUUUUACUUUUCAAAGUCUGAGGGAGGAGCCGUUUACGUAUACCAGAACAGGAACAACAACUUCACUGAUAAUUACACGACAAAGCUGACUGGUAAGCUCGAGUCGAGGUUCGGCAUGGCACUCGCAAAUCUCGGCGAUAUCAACAAGGACGGAUGUGAGGAUAUAGCGAUCGGUGCCCCGUACGAGGGCAACGGCGUGGUCUACAUCUACCUCGGAACGCCGAAUGGAUUGUCUACGGCUCCGUCGCAGGUCAUAACUGCAUCUGGGUUGGGGUUGAACGUGCCAGCGCUAAAGACUUUUGGAGGUGCCCUUUCCGGGGGUGUUGAUCUAGACAACAAUACUUAUCCCGAUUUGGUCAUUGGAGCGUAUGAUUCGGCCGCUGUAACGACGUUAUUGGCGCGGCCCAUUACCAACAUCAAGACCUCAGUUAUUGGAUUAGAGCUACAGAACAUCGAUCCGACCAAGAAGGGUUGUCCAGCCGAUCCUGGCGCCAAUGCGACAUGCUUUUCCUUCCAAGCCUGCUGUUCCAUCGAACCGUACGAAGAGUCCGGCCACUCGAGCAGUCAAUCUCAGCACCUGAACCUGAUCUACACGAUCGAGGCGGAAACGUACUUGAAAAAGUUUUCACGCGUCUACUUCGGCCCAGACCGGGGAACUCGCUCCAACAUCCUGCGCAAACAGAUCAGCGUGAUCACCGAUGGGCGCCAGGAGUGUCGGAAGGAGAUCGUCUACAUCAAGGACAACACCCGGGAUAUUCAGAAUCCUAUCCGAUUCCGACUUAAUUACACCAUCUUAGAUAAUACACUGCCCGAGUCCGCCCUAGACACACUCGAUCCUAUCUUGGAUCAGACGCAAGCGGUCCGGACGUUCGAAGCGACCUUCCAGAAGGACUGCGGAAACGAUGGCAUCUGUCAAUCGAAGAUCGACAUGAACGCUAAGCUUUCAUUGGAGAAGCAGGCAGACAACUCCUACUCGCUAGUUCUGGGACGUGAUCGCGCCAUCCAACUGAACGUCAGUGUGACCAAUUUAGCCGACUCAGCGUAUGAAACUCACUUAUUUGUGAAACAUGACCCCAGCAUAUCAUACAGUGGAACCAAGAGCCUCUACACGUGCAACCAGUUCAACGCCACCCUCGUGGACUGCAAUCUGGGAAAUCCGAUGCGGCGAAAUGCCGAGGCAAAGCUUUCGUUGCGCUUCGAUCCGCAACGGGUGGACGAUCUGGUGUCGCGGCUGUCGUUCCAGGUGUUUGUCAACACGACCUCGACGCUGCUCGAGGGCACCCGGCAAAGCGCCACGUUGGCGGUGAACGUGAUCAAGCGCGCCAAGAUUAGCAUUUCGGGAGCUGCCCAUCCGGAACAAACUUUCUACGGUGGAGAUGUGAAAGGGGAAAGUGCGAUGGAAACCGUGGAGGACAUCGGCACAGCCGUGCAGCACAUUUAUUUGAUCUACAACGAUGGACCGUGGCGAGCCCCCAAGGUUCAGGUCAACAUUCAGUGGCCGCACCAGGUCGCCAACGACAAACCCCAGGGAAAGUGGUUGCUCUAUUUGACGGAUAUUCCGACGGUUGAUGCCACCAACGGCGGUGACUGCGUUGUCGAACCCCCCAAGUCGAUCAACCCGCUGGGGCUGAAAAAGACCUCCGUCCUCAACGAGCUGGUCCAGAUGGACCGGUACACCCAGCGAGCGCACAACAAGUCGCUCACGUUUGCGGCGGAAAAAUCCGAGCGGAUUUCCUUCGCCAAACAAAGCACCUACUCGUCGUCUUCCGAGUCGACGAGCACGCUGAACCGAGUCCGGCGCGAUCGCUCCAUGAUCAUUCGCGCGGAACGACUCACGGACAAGGACGGCAAGCAGACCGAAAUUGUCCACAUGGACUGCAAACGAAACACUGCCAAGUGUAUAUCUAUUGUCUGUAAUGUGUACGACGUUCAGCCCAAGGCGCAGGUGCUGAUCAACGUCACUGCCAGGUUGUGGAACUCCACGUUGGUGUCGGACUAUCCCAGCGUAGAUCUGGUGAAGAUUGCGUCGAUAGCCCGGAUCAAGGUGUUUGAGGUGGAGCAAGAACAUCCGGUGGACACCGUUGUGGUGGAAACGCUCGCGUAUCCGGAACUGCUGGACCAGGUGGGCGACGGAUGGAUCCCGAUCUGGCUCAUUAUAGUAGCGAUCGUAGGCGGUCUGCUUGCGCUAGCGCUGCUCACCUACAUUCUGUGGAAGUGUGGAUUCUUCAAGCGGCGAAGGCCGGAUCCAACGUUAAGCGGGAACUUGGAGAAGAACAGCGAAAGCAAACCGUUCCUUUAACAAUCUACUAUAGGGACGUGUUCCUAAGGAUGUCCACUUCAAAAGUGAUAUAUAAUUUAAAGUUUCCUGUUCCCUGUUCUUCCCUCC
Messenger RNA from Culex pipiens pallens (northern house mosquito), 4903 nucleotides. RefSeq names its product integrin alpha-PS1-like. Gene Ontology annotation, biological process: cell adhesion mediated by integrin; cell-cell adhesion; cell-matrix adhesion. Lineage: Eukaryota; Metazoa; Arthropoda; Insecta; Diptera; Culicidae. The record is from RefSeq and is a predicted model, not a curated record. Gene Ontology annotation, molecular function: integrin binding. The coding region runs from base 1493 to 4816 and encodes 1107 amino acids. The transcript has 15 exons. Gene Ontology annotation, cellular component: integrin complex; external side of plasma membrane.